This is a messenger RNA of Seminavis robusta, 474 nucleotides long. NCBI's taxonomy places the organism in Eukaryota, Bacillariophyta, Bacillariophyceae, Naviculales, Naviculaceae. The record is from the annotation of a GenBank genome assembly.
AUGAGCAUCCAAGUUUCUACAGGAACCGCGUCCAACACAGCUCUCUGCACCGAUUUCAUCGCCGCGAAAGUCAUGGCAGGAGAGGAGUCCAAUACAGCUACCAAACCAGAUUCUUUUGCUGCCAGACCAAGAGCACGCAUCUUUCCCUACACAGCAGUUCCCUGCACACGCCUCGGUGACUUCUUGGCCUGUACCUUCGACAAAGCCUUCAAAAAACCUAUUCUCGCAUUCCCCCAAGUUGUUGCAUCCUUCAAGCUUCUUCACGUUCGUUGCGAUAGAGCUGUGACAUGCUUGGUAAUUAUUGCAACUGUCAUUGCCGAUCUCAUGUCCCGCGAAUCCAGAGCAUGCGUCCUCGUCAGUGCAGCUGUUGUCGCCGAUUUGUGUCCCCGCAAAGUUAUGGCAGGCUCGAACACCAUUGCAGCUGUUCUUCCCGAUAGAAUCACCGUCAAAGAUUCCCGUUGCAAGCCCUUGUAA